CGCUGCCCUAUUUUUCAAGUUGACAUUUUUGUCCGAUAACAGGGUCAAAUCUGAUCUAUAUUUGGAUUUGAAUACAAAACUGGAUCCCUUGUUCACAGCCUUAGCUCUCUGAAGGUCAAAGAGAUUUUGUUUGUACACGCCAAAUAGUGCAGACUGGUUGAAUAAACGGCUUCUAUAUAAUUGUGGCCAUUCAUGCGCAUGACAGAUAACCGCACAGCAGCAAGGUUGUGCUUAUUACUGCUUAGGAAUACGUGUUUAAUCAAUGAUUUCUUGGGUCUAUGUAACAGACACUAGCAUCAUGGUAUCCUGGUUUAUUAUCGGCGUAGCCGUGUUCGCCUUGUGGAUCAUUGUGCAAUAUUUCAUGGACCAGGUUUAUUUGGACACUGCUGGCAAAUACGUGCUCAUCACGGGCUGCGAUAGCGGGUUCGGCAACCUCUUGACACGGACGUUGGGCAAGCACCGAGGCUGCUGCGUGAUUGCUGCGUGCCUGACAGAGGGUGCUGCCACACAACUGAAACAGGAAAUGGCAGUGGCUGGUCAGCCGGUCACAACCAUUGUGCUUGACGUCACAAACACCCAGAGCAUUAAACAGGCGUACAACGAGGUACGCGGGAUCAUUCCAUCAGACCAAGGUCUAUGGGGACUGGUCAACAAUGCAGGUAUCAACACACCCAAGGGCGCCUACGAGUGGCUCAAACGAGAAGAGAUCAAUAAAAUCUUCCAAGUCAACUUCAUGGGUACCGUUGAAGUGACUAGUACCUUCCUGCCCCUGCUUCGGCAAGCUAGGGGCCGCGUGGUCAACAUGUCCAGUUGCUCCGUCAUGCUGCCCUAUGUGGAGACUGCUUACACGGCUUCCAAAAUGGCUGUGGAGGCUUACUCAGAUAACCUACGAUUCAGUCAAAGAAAGCAGGGCAUCACUGUGCACAUCUUGGAGCCCGGAGCAUUCAAGACUUGGAUCGCUAAUCCAGAAAAUGUUCUUGGGUCUCAGAGAAGACUAUGGGAAAGGCUGACAGAGGAAGAGCGACAACAGUACGGUGGCAUCGAAAGAUUCAAAAGAGACGAGGCCAUAAUGAAGAUAGGCCUCCAGGCUGCCUCAUCCAAGCUCCAUCACGUGACGGGAGCCAUGGAGCAUGCUCUGUGUUCCCGCUGGCCCUGGAGACGUUACCUGCCAGGCCUUGAUGCCAAGUUCGUCUUCAAACCCUUGUCACUCAUGCCGGCCUUUGUCGUUGACUUUGUCCUUGGUUUAAUCGUUUGAUGAAAGCGUAGACUUUAACAUAGACUUCGUGUUUAGGUUAGUCUAUAGAGAAUGUAGACUUUAUCACAGACUUUGUCUUUACUUUUAAUUGUUAAGAGAAUACAGACUUUGAUGCAAAAGCUGUCUUUUAUUCCAUUUGUCACAGACUUUGUCUUUAAUUUAAUCGUUUGAAAAUGUAGACGUUUUAUAAGGGAGAUUUAAAUUACAUUUUAGGUUUUGUUCUUCGCCGACGUAAUUCAGAAACAAGGUAUACUCAGUGUUGUCUAAGGGCAUGCAAGAAAACAAUCAAAAGCUUACUCGAGUGGGACUCAAACCCAC
Patiria miniata (bat star) is the source of this 1573-nucleotide messenger RNA. Its product is annotated as short-chain dehydrogenase/reductase family 9C member 7-like. NCBI's taxonomy places the organism in Eukaryota, Metazoa, Echinodermata, Asteroidea, Valvatida, Asterinidae. The record is from RefSeq and is a predicted model, not a curated record. Gene Ontology annotation, molecular function: oxidoreductase activity. Bases 263 to 1255 code for a protein of 330 amino acids. The transcript has 5 exons.